Messenger RNA from Cladocopium goreaui, 339 nucleotides. NCBI's taxonomy places the organism in Eukaryota, Dinophyceae, Suessiales, Symbiodiniaceae. The record is from the annotation of a GenBank genome assembly.
GCGCUGUACUUUAUGAGGAAUUUGGCGGUGCAGGUGGUGGAGAAGAUCGCCCUCAUGCCUCAGGUGCUGCGGUCCGAUUUCAACUGGGCAGCAGCUCUUCCACCAGAGCUGCCGGUGGACGCAGCGAAGGUGAUGUGCGGCCGGUCCGGAGAUCACAUCUUGGUGAUCUACUUGUCCGAACCGGUGGCUCGGGUCUCCGAUGAGACAUUGGAGGCCCUUUGCCAGGCGGUUAAAGCUGUGCCCUUCAUCCCGCGUAACUCGGACGAGAUGGCGCCUGAAGGGCGGGUGUGGGUGGGCGGCCUAAUGGGCGAUGCCCUCAUGACGCAGGAGCUGGCAUAA